UUUAGAUGCCGGUUGGUUGUAAAUAAGCCUACAGACUUACCUUCGUGCAUUUUGGAAAGUUCAAAGUCCAGCAUAUUGUUAUUGUCGAAUUGUUAUAAAAAAGACUAUUGUUAACUAUUUAAAUGCUAAAAAGAUGCUCAGGACUCGUGUGAAAACCUUUGCCGCCCAAUGCACACGUCUUCAUAAAGUCAAACAGUUGGCAAACCAGAUAUUGAAAAAUGGACAGCGGGCAGUUUACAGUACAAAUUCUGGAUCGGAUUGGGAAUAUCUACAACGGAGUAUUGUUCCAACUGACUACUUCCAGGACAGUCUACCUCGACUAGCUAUUCCCAAACUAGAGGCAACAUGUGACAGCUAUCUUGAGUCCCAGCAAGUCAUUCUCACACCAGAAGAAUGGGAAACUACACAAGACUAUACAAUAAAAUUCAUGGCGGAAGAUGGAAAAUAUUUACAACAAGAACUACGGAAAUUGGACAAGAAAAACAAACACACCAGCUAUGUUUCCAAGCCAUGGUUUGACAUGUACCUGAAAUCUCGCCUUCCUAUUGUGUUGAACUUCAAUCCUUUUAUGUCAUUUGUUGACGAACCCCAACCUGAAUAUCGCACACAAUUACUAAGAUCAACAAAUAUGAUAAUAUCUUCAUUACGGUUUCUAAAAUCUUUGAGGGAAAACAUUUUGGAGCCUGACGUUUACCAUCUGAAACCUGAGAAAACAAAGAAUGAAAAAUUUGAUAAAUUUUGCAGAAAAGUACCAAAACGAUUUGCCUGGCAUGGUGCCUUGUUACACAGUAGACAGUCUGCAUUUCCUUUGGACAUGAGUCAAUAUGGACGUCUUUUCAACUCCACACGAAUUCCAAGAGAGGGUAAAGAUGAGUUUCUAACCGAUCCAGAAGGCAGGCAUAUGCUAGUGAUGAGAAACGGUCACUUCUAUGUGUUUGAUGUUUUAGAUAAUGAAGGCCAUAUUGAGAGUCCUGAGAAGAUUAUGGCUCACAUCCAGCAUAUUCUUCAAGAUAACCGGCCACCACCAGAGUUUCCUCUUGGCUACUUCACAGCAGAGAACCGCGACAAAUGGGCAGCUUAUCGGGACCAACUACUAGCUAAUGGUAAUGGACCAACACUGAACAAAAUUGACACGGCUUUGUUUGCCUUAUGUUUGGACGACAAGAACUCGAAUGAUCCCAAUGAUAUUACAAGACAGUUUCUGCAUGGAGAUGGCAUGAACAGGUGGUUUGAUAAGAGCUUCAGUCUCAUCAUGACGCCAGACUCGAGGGCAUGUGUUAAUUUUGAACAUGCAUGGGGAGAUGGGGUGGCUGUUCUACGAUACUUCAACGAAGUAUUCAAGGAUUCCACAGAGAACCAUUUUGUACAUCCCUCAACUACAGUCCCCAAUGCUAUUUCUGAUAAUGGAGUACAGAGACUAGAGUUUGAGUUGGACGCACCACUUAAGGAAGGGGUCCAGACUGCUAAGGUCAAUUUUGAUAAUCUGGUUGGAUCCCUCGACCUACAUCACCUGGAAUAUGACAACUACACCAAGGACUUUGUCAAAGCAAAGAAAAUUAGUCCCGACUCUUUAAUGCAACUUGCUAUACAGAUGGCAUAUUACCGACAAAACCGGAAGUUUGUAGCUACGUAUGAGUCCUGCAGUACAGCCGCAUACAAACAUGGACGUACUGAAACCCUGCGAUCUGCUACCAUGGAUACCAAGUUGGCUACAGAAAUGAUUGUUGACCGCGGCAACAAAGAGAGCCCUGGGGACCUCUUCAACGCCAUGGUUCAAUGUUCCAAAACACACGGGGAUCUCACAAAGAAUGCUGCUAUGGGGAAGGGAUUUGAUCGUCAUUUGUUUGCUCUAAGGACACUGGGGCAGGAAAGUAAUUUUUUUCCUCAUAAGGUAUUUGAAGAUCCGGCCUACCAUAAGAUCAACCAUAUCAUUCUGUCUACCUCCACACUUAGUAGUCCAGCUGUAAUCAUCGGAGGAUUUGCCCCUGUUGUUCCUGAUGGAUACGGAAUAGGCUAUGCCAUUGAGAGUAACAGAAUCGGUUUCAAUGUGACAAGUUACCCUCCAGCAACAAAUGUGCGUGAAUUCAUUGACUGUCUCCGAAUUAGUCUAAAUGACUUAUUUGAUGUAAUGAAUAAAACCAGCCCAAGGAGUUCUUCAUGAGCAGAAUUGUUUCCAUAGAUGUUGAAUAUUCAUGAACUUGAGUGGAAAGGAUCCAUUCAUGCCCCUUGGAAUAUUCAUUCAUUUUUCGUAGAAAUUGAUGUCCUGUGUGGAAAUGUUACAAGUUCUCAUGAAUAUGGCUGUUUCAUUGAUAUUCUAUUGAAUAUUCAUGUGUGGAUAGCUGAUGGAUGUUAUUUCAGAUUUCCAAUUUUUUUUAUGUGGACUAGAUGUGAAAUGAAGUGAUUACAAAUGCUGUUUAAAAAUGGUAUUUAAGAAUGAUGGUUAAUAACAUUAUUAUACAAAUCACAUAAUAUUCUUAUUUUCUUUGUAGAAGAAUCUUAAUUAGGUUUUCUACUAAGAAAGUGCUCCUUAUGAAAAUUUUAUUUUGACAACUGAACAAAAAGAAUUAAAAAGUGUUUUGAACGGAAAUUUGAAUUGAAACAUAACAAGCAAAACAAACAGAUUUUAUAUUUUUUUUAAUUUUUUUUUUUAGAAAAUAUAUUCAAUAGUUACAUAUUUUCAUUUUUGUCUCUGACAAAACAUAUAUGUAUGCCUUGUAUACAGAAUCAUAUAUAUUAAUAUGUAAUGGGAUUUUUUCAUGCAAGUAACUUAUUUACUGUACAUCACAGUUAUGAUGCAUACAUAUAAAUGAUCAUAAAAAUGUCAAUAAUUUAUUAGGAGUUGUCAAGUUGUGAUGACCAAACACUUUGCCCAGUUUGAUCAACCAAUUUUUGACCCCAGGCAUUUUAUAUAUUGCUAAAAAUAUACAUGCAACUACAUUUACAGUAAUAAAUAGAGAACGUGUAAGGAGGGGUCAUUGUGCAUUAGCCAAUAUAAUAUCUUACCUAUUAUCAAAAAUAUGAAAAUAAGAGGUAAUUUUCUAAGCUUACUAUUAUGUUCUAUCCACUGAGAAUGAUAAUAGGUUUGUAUUUCAAUACAGUUGUGAAAAAUGAUACUUUAGAUGCUUUAUUGUUUCAUCAGCAAUGAAAGAGGGACUACAGUGUUACUUUUCAGUGUGGCGGCAUUGGUGUCAUAAACAUCUCACUUUUACGUUUGGUGUUUAGGUUUAUUGCUCAAAAAUUACAAGUCCAUCUUUAACUUGCUUCAUGCAUAUGUACAUGUAUAUAGUUAGAUCAAAUAGUGCACAUCUCAACUCAUCCUUAAUUUACAGAAUAUCAUCCAGAAUUUAUUGUCUAAUCAUUUUUGAAAGCAGGAAUGGUGGUAAUCUGGACUUUAAAGUUUUGUAUUUUGCUCUAUUUCUCAAAAAGUAUCAGUGUUAUUUCAUCUUUAAUACUAGAGCCUGUUUCUUUGAUUGUGUUUAUUUAUAUUCAGAGUUUUGUACUAGAAAAUAUUUUGUUUUAACUGUGAUAUAGUAGUAUUCAUGUUUUUGGGAAAGGCGAAGUGUAUCAUUUCAUUUAAUUGCAAAAAUUGUUUUCUCUAGAUAACAGAGAAAAAAAUGUCUGCUUAAAUAUGAAAUUUUAUUUAUAUUGUAGAAUAUUGGAAAAAAACACCAAAUGUAUACAUGUAGGGGGGAUUUUGAAUAAGAAAUAAAGUGCUCAGUAUAAUUUGUAAA
Pecten maximus is the source of this 3731-nucleotide messenger RNA. RefSeq names its product carnitine O-palmitoyltransferase 2, mitochondrial-like. The record is from RefSeq and is a predicted model, not a curated record. The transcript is spliced from 15 exons. Gene Ontology annotation, biological process: fatty acid beta-oxidation. Gene Ontology annotation, cellular component: mitochondrion. Gene Ontology annotation, molecular function: carnitine O-palmitoyltransferase activity. Bases 134 to 2161 code for a protein of 675 amino acids. NCBI's taxonomy places the organism in Eukaryota, Metazoa, Mollusca, Bivalvia, Pectinida, Pectinidae.